This is a messenger RNA of Solanum dulcamara, 1508 nucleotides long. RefSeq lists its product as uncharacterized. The coding region runs from base 183 to 1214 and encodes 343 amino acids. Gene Ontology annotation, molecular function: protein serine/threonine kinase activator activity. The record is from RefSeq and is a predicted model, not a curated record. Lineage: Eukaryota; Viridiplantae; Streptophyta; Magnoliopsida; Solanales; Solanaceae. The transcript is spliced from 11 exons. Gene Ontology annotation, biological process: intracellular signal transduction.
CAUAACCAAUAUGUGAAAAUUUUACUUUCCAUCCCCUACAAUGGAAAUAAUGAUUAAUAUUGAAUAAGGAAACUCCAUCAUUUUCCCUGGGUAUGUAGGUAUAAAAAGAGAGAGAGAGGUUUUGGUUGUGGUUUUGAUCAAAUCCAAAGUGGCUGUUGUUAUUUGAUCGAAAUUGGUUGACGAUGUCUUUCUCUUUCUUCAAGGCUUCAAGGCCUAAAACUCCAUCAGAACUCGCAAAAACUGUCAAAGACAGUUUUAAUGCGCUUGAUUCCAUAACUGUUGCUGAAGUUAAAGCCCUCGAGAAGGCUAUGGAAGAAGUUGAGAAAAAUAUUGUGGCAAUGAAAGUUAUGCUCGCUGGAGAUGGAGAAGUUGAGCCGAACCCAGAUCAAGUUUCACAACUAACACUUGAAGUUUGUAAUGAAGAUGUUAUUGCUCUCUUCAUUCACAAAUUACUUAUAUUGGGAUGGGAAGCUAGAAAAAAUUUGGUCCAUUGUUGGUCUAUUAUGUUGAAGCAAAAAGUUGACUCCACAUAUUGUUGCGUGCAAUACAUGGAAAAACAUUUGGAAUUGCUGGACUUCCUAGUUGUUUGCUAUGACAACAAGGAAAUUGCAAUGCAUUGCGGAGGUAUGCUUAGGGAAUGCAUCAAAUUGCCAAGCCUUGCAAAAUACAUCUUGGAGUCUCCCAGCUUUGGAUUGUUCUUCAAGUUCGUGGAGUUGCCGAACUUCGAUGUUGCUUCUGAUGCAUUUUCUACCUUUAAGGAUUUACUCACCAAGCAUGAAUCUGCUGUGUCUCAAUACCUGACUGAUAACUAUAGUGAGUUCUUUGAGCAAUAUGAAAAACUCUUGACUUCUCCUAAUUACGUGACAAGAAGGCAAUCUCUGAAGCUUCUCUCAGAAUUUCUUCUGGAGCCUCCCAACUCCCAUGUUAUGAAGCGUUAUAUAGCAGAAGUCAGCCAUUUGAAAGUUAUGAUGAAUCUACUGAAGGACUCAAGCAAAAACAUCCAAAUCUCUGCUUUCCACAUUUUCAAGGUGUUUGUUGCAAAUCCAAACAAGCCUCGAGAAAUAAAACUUAUAUUGGCAAAGAAUCAUGAAGGGUUGUUGGCAUUGCUAAACAACCUUGGAAAAGGUGGUGAAGACGAUCAAUUUGAAGAAGAAAAGGAACUGAUUAUGAAGGAAAUAGAAAAGGUGUCUCGGAUGGCUAACUUGGAAUCUUAAGUAUAUUCCUUUUUUUUGCAUUUUGUCAAUCAUUCUCAUUCUUUGAAGUUAAAGGAAAUGUCUGUGUGGGGUGCUGCUUUCUUCAACAUCAUCUCCCAAGUCUAGAAAGAAAUGCCAUGUACUAAUCUUCUGAUCAAACCUAUUUUCUCAAAUAUAAGCUAUUGAGUGGAAAUUUUUGUGCAGUCUGUUGACUUCAGAGAGAAAUCAUCCUUUAUAGAUGAGAUUAUCAAAUGUUGAUGGACUGAGACCUAAUGUUAUACUUCUGCUGUUUAUCAAUCUUCCUUCUUUGUCCUA